UCACUUAUAUCACAACCACGAGAAGAUAAGGCUAACAGUUGCCCAGGAAUCGAUUCCAGAACCAGUCCCAGUAGAAACUUCUACUUAAAUAGCUAAUUUCCUGAUCUUUGCGAUUACUUUGUGAUGGUUGCGCCAGCCCGCCAUCAUACGACAGAUACCGUUGAUACAUCGUUAGGGAUGGUCGAUUGAUGAAUCACUGCACUAAUUUUGCUAGUCAUUGCUCAUCCUUUGAAGCAUUCACUUCAAGGCAGCAAGCAAAUGAGCAAAACUUUCUGCAUUCGCACUGCGAUUCUGCUUUGCGAUUCCGAAUGUAACACUAUGCGCUGGAAUCUUUCACCUGGUUUCGGAGCUGCUUGGCAUGACAUGGUUGGUUCACAUAUUGUAAAAAUUUCGACUCUCGACUUUCUAAAAUUGCGCCACGGGGUGGAGGAACGAGACAGGCAGAAGGAGAAGAAUUGGUCUGCUUUGAUCGUCUGCAUGAACGCUCGUUAUCAGUCUGAUUGGUAUUGGCAGUUCCUCUUUACGCUAGGCAAUAAAAGCGCCUCAAACUAUUCCC
Messenger RNA from Hyaloscypha bicolor E, 556 nucleotides. RefSeq lists its product as uncharacterized. The annotation marks the transcript as partial. The record is from RefSeq and is a predicted model, not a curated record. Lineage: Eukaryota; Fungi; Ascomycota; Leotiomycetes; Helotiales; Hyaloscyphaceae. The transcript has a single exon.